Messenger RNA from Caenorhabditis briggsae, 780 nucleotides. The record is from RefSeq and is a predicted model, not a curated record. The coding region runs from base 1 to 780 and encodes 259 amino acids. NCBI's taxonomy places the organism in Eukaryota, Metazoa, Nematoda, Chromadorea, Rhabditida, Rhabditidae. The transcript is spliced from 4 exons.
AUGAUGUUUGCCAUGUUCCUUCUAUUCUUCAAACAUGGAAAAGCGGACAAAAAAUAUUUAGUAAUGUUUCUUUUUUUCCGUACAAACAUUUUACGAUUUUUAAGCACGAAAAGCAAGAAACAGGAAAAGACAGAUGACAAGUGGACAGCUGACAGAAAAAAAGUAUGGUGGAAAGCAAAAAAAAAUCUGAGCAGCACUUUUUUGAUAUCAGAAUCUCAGAACCUCAGAAUUUCAGAAUCUCAGAAUCUCAGAAUCUCAAAAUCUCAGAAUCUUGGAAGAACAGAGUCUCAGAAUCUCAGAAUCUUGGAAGUUCAGAAUCUCAGAAUCUCAGAAUCUCAGAAUCUUGGAAGAUCAGAGUCUCAGAAUCUCAGAACCUUGGAAAAUCUCAGAAUCUCAGAAUCUCAGAAUCUCAGAAUCUCAGAAUCUCAGAAUCUCAGAAUCUCAGAAUCUCAGAAUCUCAGAAUCUCAGAAUCUCAGAAUCUCAGAAUCUCAGAAUCUCAGAAUCUCAGAAUCUCAGAAUCUCAGAAUCUCAGAAUCUCAGAAUCUCAGAAUCUCAGAAUCUCAGAAUCUCAGAAUCUCAGAAUCUCAGAAUCUCAGAAUCUCAGAAUCUCAGAAUCUCAGAAUCUCAGAAUCUCAGAAUCUCAGAAUCUCAGAAUCUCAGAAUCUCAGAGUCUCAGAAUCUCAGAAUCUCAGAAUCUCAGAAUCUCAGAAUCUCAGAAUCUCAGAAUAUCAGAAUCUAAGAAUCUAAGAAUCUAUGAAUCUAAGAAUCUCAGAAUCUAA